Ictidomys tridecemlineatus (thirteen-lined ground squirrel) is the source of this 1708-nucleotide messenger RNA. NCBI's taxonomy places the organism in Eukaryota, Metazoa, Chordata, Mammalia, Rodentia, Sciuridae. The record is from RefSeq and is a predicted model, not a curated record.
AUGGCUGGUGCAGGGAGCUCAGAGUUUACAAAUACAUGUUGGAAAAAGCAAGAUACAGGUGUAGGCAAAUCCAGUAUCGUGUGGCGGUUUGUGGAAGACAGUUUUGAUCCGAACAUCAACCCAACAAUAGGGGCAUCUUUUAUGACCAAGACUGUCCAGUACCAAAAUGAGCUACAUAAAUUCCUAAUCUGGGAUACAGCUGGACAAGAACGAUUUCGUGCCUUAGCACCAAUGUACUAUCGAGGCUCAGCUGCAGCUAUAAUCGUUUACGAUAUCACAAAAGAAGAGACAUUUUCAACAUUGAAGAACUGGGUAAAAGAGCUUCGACAGCAUGGCCCACCUAAUAUUGUAGUUGCCAUUGCAGGAAAUAAGUGUGAUCUUAUCGAUGUCAGAGAAGUCAUGGAGAGAGAUGCUAAGGACUACGCUGACUCCAUUCAUGCGAUUUUUGUAGAGACCAGCGCAAAAAAUGCGAUAAACAUAAAUGAGCUCUUUAUAGAAAUUAGUCGAAGAAUUCCAUCCACUGACGCCAACCCGCCAUCUGGCGGUAAGGGCUUCAAGCUCCGCAGACAGCCGUCAGAGCCAAAGCGAAGCUGCUGCUGAUGAGCCUCAGCCUCAGACUCGAUGGUGAAGCAGGUGGUCCUGACAGUUAGCAGGAGGGCUGGGGGCCUGCUACCAGUGUCCACUUAGCCGCUCGAGUCUUCUUCAUGCAAAAAGGACUCACAGAAAUUGGCCGGUUCUGUUCUCCCCUUGAAGACUGCAGCAAUGGUAUUUCAGUCUGUGGACGUCCAGUAUGUCAAGGAUCUGUGGUGUCCAAAGGGACCGCAUAAUUGACUUUGACCUUGCUGACGGGAGCACAUCAUUGUAUGGAUGGUGGAAUUAAAUUGCUGAGUAGUUUUGUAAUCAGGAUUUUAUGUAACAUUUGUAAAAAGGGAAAAUUAGCACUUUCGUGGUUCUUGUGGGGGGGGAGGCAAGAUUACCAUUUCCUUGGUUUCCCAUUACCACUGUUGGAGUUGUAUCAUUUAAAUGUGGUAGGAUAUUGCAGGUAGAGGGACGGCAGUUGGAAGCUGAAAUGGUUCUGUCUAGGACAGAUGGAGAUACUCCAUCUCUGCUGUCUCUGAAGCACUUUCUGUGAAGCAUGUUAGCCCCAGAUACAUACAGAAAGCCAACACCAUGGCAGUGGUUGCUGGCCCACCUUGGGUUUGCUUUUGACCCUGUCGCGCAUGUAUCACUAAACACAUCACUGGCGCCACUGUGGUGGUGGUAGAGAAGCACCUGAAAUAAAUGAACUGCAUAUGUCCUAAAUAGGUUAGCAGCAGUUUAAAAAACAAGGAAGAGGAGAAAGUAAUGUAAAUGCUGUCAAUUUUUUUAUUUAAUCCAAGUAUUUUGGUGGGGAAAACAAGUAUCUGUUGCUUAGCAUAUGUAAAGUUGUAGUCUGUAUUUAUGAGACCAUUGCUUAAAGACUAUAAAUUAUGUAAAUACAUUAAUAAAUUCUAAGUUUCAUGCAGCACUCCAUUUAAUCUCACACCCAGUCUUGUGAUGCCCCCCCACUUUUCAGCCUGUCCACUGGAGACUGAGGCACAUUUAUGUUGUGCAGAGGCAUAGAUGUUUAGCUUACAGUCUUUCCAGGUUUCUGUGCUUUCCCUUCCGCCCACCCCUCUUCCCUCUACAUCCCAUCUGGAAAUGAUAAUAAAGACAUAUGCCACUUCGA